Pieris rapae (cabbage white) is the source of this 421-nucleotide messenger RNA. RefSeq names its product COP9 signalosome complex subunit 9. The transcript has 3 exons. The coding region runs from base 222 to 401 and encodes 59 amino acids. Gene Ontology annotation, biological process: negative regulation of protein neddylation. NCBI's taxonomy places the organism in Eukaryota, Metazoa, Arthropoda, Insecta, Lepidoptera, Pieridae. The record is from RefSeq and is a predicted model, not a curated record.
AUAGUCUACAAUUUGUCUGUCAAAUUAUACCGUAAAUUGCUGGACUAUAUUUUGAAAUCGCAUUGUUAUAUUUGAAAAGAAACUAAACAUUUAUAUUUGUUAGUAUUGAAUUUAAAGCGCUAAUACUGAUUUCACUAACCCUCUUUCGUAUAGUAAACAAGCAGCAAAAAAAGUUGGCUCUUACGGUGGAAUCAGCGCACAUACCUUCUAAUAUUAAAAAAAUGAAACCUACAGUAGCUGCUGAUGAAAUGUUUCCUGAAGGAGUUGGACCAUAUAUGGAUAUGGAAGAGGCUGGUGGACCUUCUAAUUUAUUAAUGGAUUUAGCUGCAAAUGAGAAAGCUGUGCAUGGUGAUUUUUUUAAUGAUUUUGAAGAUUUAUUUGAUGAUGAUGACUUGCUGUAAUAACAUGCAAUAAAUACUAA